Molecule: messenger RNA, 3686 nt
Organism: Dioscorea cayenensis subsp. rotundata (Guinea yam)
Lineage: Eukaryota; Viridiplantae; Streptophyta; Magnoliopsida; Dioscoreales; Dioscoreaceae
Product: protein transport protein Sec24-like At3g07100
Exons: 13
Coding region: 214-3357 (1047 amino acids)
Biological process (GO): intracellular protein transport; endoplasmic reticulum to Golgi vesicle-mediated transport; COPII-coated vesicle cargo loading
Cellular component (GO): COPII vesicle coat; endoplasmic reticulum exit site
Molecular function (GO): SNARE binding; zinc ion binding
Source: RefSeq, a predicted model, not a curated record
CUCUCUCUCUCUCUCUCUCUCUCUCUCUCUCCGUCUUCGCCACUCUCUGAUUCCCUUGGGUCACUUGAUCUAGGGUUUCCCGAUCUUGGUUAUUCUCGUCUUUCCGAUUCCUCAAUCCCCUGAUUGCCUUCCUAUACUUGGAUUUCAAUUCACUUCCUGAAGCCCUUGAUCCAGGAGGUUUGAUGUGCUAGUAACUUAUUAUAAGACACAGAUAUGCAUCCUUUCGGGAAUGAAAAGCCUUUGAAUGCUCCUGGACGACCUGCCAUGCCCUCUCCAGCUGCAUCACAAGCUACACCACCUUUCCUAUCCUCGGGCCCAGUGGUUGGGUUUGGAGCAUCUGGUGCUUCUCGAACUACAGCCCCUUUUUCAUCCUCAGGUGCUUUGCCCAAUCCUGGUGCACAAGGUGCACCUCAGGCUAUGGCGCCGCCCUUAUCUUCUACGCCCAUAACUGGUCUAGAGACAUCAGGUUAUACAUCACCGCCACAAGGUAGGUUCAAUGGUCCAACUAGGCCUCCCCAACCAUCAUACCCAGUGCAAGAUCCAAAUUCCCUUCAGCAAUCAUUAGCCCCACGAUUUCCUCCAACUUCUCAGUCUCCAUAUCCCUUGCGUAGUCCGCCUUUUGGGGCUCCAUCUGUUGGACCUCCACUAGGGCCUCCUCCUCCAGCCCAGGUUCCAGUGGUGCCAAUGGGUCCUCCACCCCAAAUCUCAAGCCCUUCACAUCCUAGAGUAAGUAUGGCCCCACCAGUGCUAGAUUCAUCAGUUCCUGCACCUAGGCCAGUACCACAUUUGCCUUUGCCUGGGAACCCAAAUGCAUCUCCGCUUGGUAAUAUGCCCCACCAACAAUUUCCUGCAGGGAGACCAGUUUCAAUGCCAGCACCACAAACAUUUUCAGCCCCCAAUGCUCCUCCAUAUGCAUCUCCUUUUAAUGCUCACCAAGGUGGUUAUGUACCACCUCCACCGCCUGUAGGAGCUACCUUGGGUUUUAAUGCUAGGGGACAAACACAGUAUCCUAGCACAGGACCUCCUCUUGAAGGCACCCUUCAAGGUUUGAUUGAGGAUUUCCAGUCAUUAUCAGUCGCUUCUACCCCUGGUACUCUUGAUCAUGGGAUUGAUCCCAAAUUACUACCGAGGCCAUUAGACGGUGAUAAUGAGCCAACUUCUAUUCUAGAAACAUACCCUUUAAAUUGUCACCCAAGAUAUCUAAGACUUACGACUCAUGCAAUACCUAGUUCACAGUCAUUGCUUGCCAGGUGGCAUUUGCCGCUUGGAGUAGUGGUUCAUCCUUUGGCAGAGGCUCCUGAUGGGGAGGAAGUGCCAGUUGUCAAUUUUGGACCAGCAGGGGUCAUCAGAUGCCGAAGAUGCCGCACAUAUGUUAAUCCAUAUGUAACAUUCACAGAUGCUGGAAGAAAAUGGCGCUGCAACCUUUGUUCUCUUUUGAAUGAUGUUCCUGGAGAAUACUUCUGUGCUUUGGAUGCAACUGGUAGAAGAUGUGAUAUGGAUCAAAGACCGGAGCUUUGCCAAGGAAGUGUGGAAAUUAUUGCUCCAACUGAAUAUAUGGUUCGACCACCAAUGCCUCCACUGUACUUUUUCCUUAUUGAUGUUUCGGUAACCGCAGUUCGGAGUGGUUUGCUUGAGGUUGUGUCUAAGACAAUCAAGUCUUGCCUCGAUGAGCUUCCUGGCUAUCCUAGGACACAAAUUGGCUUUAUAACAUUUGACAGCACAUUACAUUUCUACAGUUUGAAGUCUUCUUCAUCGCAACCUCAGAUGAUGGUGGUAGCAGAUCUGGAGGAUAUAUUUCUUCCAAUGCCUGAUGAUCUUCUUGUAAACUUAUCUGAUUCAAGAAGUGUUGUUGAUACUCUUUUGGAUAGUUUACCAAGUAUGUUCCAAGAUAAUGUUAAUGUGGAGUCUGCCUUUGGGCCUGCUCUUAAAGCAGCAUUCAUGGUUAUGGGUAAACUAGGUGGCAAGUUGAUUGUCUUUCAGAGUACAUUACCUUCUCUUGGUGUUGGACGCCUAAGGUUGCGGGGCGAGGACCUUCGUGUCUAUGGAACAGAUAAAGAACAUUCCUUGCGGACUCCUGAAGAUCCAUUUUAUAAGCAGAUGGCUGCUGAAUUUACAAAGUGCCAGAUUGCCAUGGACAUAUUCACCUUUAGCGACAAGUAUUCUGACAUAGCUUCUUUAGGGACUCUUGCAAAAUAUACUGGUGGCCAAGUUUAUUAUUAUCCAUCUUUCCAUGCUUCUAUUCAUGAAGAGAAGCUUAAACAUGAUCUGGCUAGGGAUCUUACCAGGGAGACUGCGUGGGAAGCUGUGAUGCGAAUUAGAUGUGGCAAAGGGGUGCGUUUUACAACUUAUCAUGGACACUUUAUGCUAAGGUCAACGGAUUUAUUGGCCCUUCCAGCUGUGGAUUGUGAUAAAGCCUUUGCGAUGCAGUUAGCUUUGGAAGAAACCUUGAUAACAACACAGACGGCAUAUUUCCAAGUCGCGCUGCUAUAUACUUCAUCCUCUGGUGAACGACGCAUUAGAGUUCUUACUACAGCAGUACCAGUUGUAACAGACCUUGGGGAUAUGUACCGCCAAGCUGACACUGGAGCCAUUGUAUCUGUCAUGAGCAGGCUAGCAAUUGAGAACACACUGUCAACUAAGCUAGAGGAUGCUCGGCAGUUAUUGCAGUUAAAAAUUGUGAAAAGCCUUAGAGAAUACCGGAAUCUCUAUGUUGUGCAGCACCGGGUGGCAGGGAGGCUGAUCUAUCCAGAAUCCUUGAAAUUUUUGGCAUUAUAUGUAUUGUCUCUUUGUAAGACACUAGCUCUUCGUGGAGGCUAUGCUGAUGCUUCACUAGAUGAACGUUGUGCUGCUGGUUACAGUAUGAUGAUUUUGCCUAUUGGAAGGUUGCUUAGACUUCUCUAUCCAAGCUUGAUUAGGGUUGAUGAGAUCCUUCUGAAGGCCUCACAUAAAUCAGAUGAAGUUUUGGAAAGGUUGCCCUUAACCACAGAGAACUUAGAUUCUAGAGGUUUAUACAUAUAUGACAAUGGAUUCAACUUUGUUAUUUGGUUCGGAAGGAUGCUCUUCCCAGACAUUGUUACCAGUAUACUUGGAGUUGAUUUUUCUACCUUCCCAGAUCUAUCAAGGGCUGCAUUGUUUGAGCGUGAUAACGAGAUUUCGAUAAAAUUCACAAAAAUUCUGAUGAAGUUAAGGGCAGAAGACCCGUCGAGCUAUCAAUUAUGUCAUAUGGUGCGACAAGGUGAGCAGCCUCGAGAAAGUUCCUUGUUUCUCUCCAACCUGGUUGAAGAUCAGACAGCUUCGACCAGCGGUUACCGUGAUUGGAUUCUUCAAUUAUUCCGUCAAACACAGCAAAGCUCAUGAAGACAGCAAAACAAACCGAAUGAUUGCUAUUGUCUACAUUCACUGUUCGUGACUCUUCUUCAUGCUUUCUGAGUUUUGAAAGAGCCAGACUGUGUUGUUCCUGGUGCAAUCUUUGUUUGAGUUGUGUUUGUAAUAUUUUUGUAUGCUUGGUUUUUCUUGGGUGGUUCUCAUUUCGAUUCCUAGUUAUGACUAUAGUCAUUUUAUUUUUAUUGUUUGCAAUAAUGGUUUGUUUAAGGUUGUUUGAAAUGUAUUGUAAGAUAGACAAGGAACUAGAAAUGAGAGCUGGUUCUGUAUUUUCCUUUUUUAAAAAAAGGCAUGAUUAACUUAAA